AUGCCAAAGAUCACCUCAUUUGCACUGUACGACCCAGAGGUGUCGCUCUACAGCUGCCUCAACAUUUCGCAAGACGUGGACCAGGCGACGAUCAAGAAAGCUUACUACAAACUCGCACUCGCCCAUCACCCCGACAAACAGAGUCCCUCGAGUACUGAUGCAGAGCGGGAUCAGGCCACGGCGCGCUUCCAGCGGCUUGGGUUUGCGUAUGCCGUCCUGGGGGAUCCUCAACGACGACACGUUUAUGAUCAGACGGGCGAUGUGUCAGAGGAAGGCAUGGCAGGAUUUGGAGCGCAGGGUCAGGCUGCUGGAGGGUGGGACGCUUAUUUCAGGGAGCUCUGGGGAGGUGUGGUCUCGGAGGAGACUAUCAGAGAGUUUGAGCGAACUUAUCGGUUUUCGGACGAGGAGAAGAAGGAUGUGAUUCAGGCCUAUGUGACCUAUCGGGGUGACAUGGACGGGAUCUUGUCGGCAGUUCCAGUAUGCAGUUUCCAGGACGAGGAGCGGUUCCGUAAGAUGAUCCAGAGUGGGAUCGAUGCCAAGGUCGUUCGCAAAUAUAAGGCCUUUGGCGGACCUGUGGUCGAUCCCAAGGCCGCGGCGAGGAGGAAACGGGAAGCUGAGGCCGAGGCUGUUGAGGCCGAGAAGCUGUGGAAGGAACUGGGGCUUGAGCGUCUCAAGAAGCAAUCGUCGACGAAACGCAAGCAUAGCACAGAACCGGAUGAGCCACCACCAGAGCCUGGAUCGGAGCGGGAGCUGCAGUUGAUGUUGAUGGAGAGAAACAAGGGACGACAGAGCGCCAUGGAUGCUCUGCUGGAAAAGUACUCGACCCCAAACCCUAAGAAGCCAAAGAAGGAGAAGAAGCAGCCCAACAAGAAGAACGGUGCAGGAAACAACUUGCAGGAAUCCUCGUCAUCUUCGUCGUCAUCGUCGAUGGGGACACAUCAACACCAAUAUCUCCAACAGCAAACUUACAUGUACAAGGAACCGUCAGAGGAAGCAUUCUUGGCAACACAGGCUCAGAUUCUCAGUCGAAAGACUGCAGCAGAAACUGCGGCAGCGGUCGGGAUCCACCCUUCGUUGACGACCUCGUCCCAUAUCCAUCACCAACAACAAAAUCAGACGCUUCACAUACAUCAGACCCCGUCUGUGCACCAGACGCAUUCAGUACACCAGUUGCAUACGAUGCCUCAGUCGCAUCAUCUCAACGGCUACGCUACCAACAGCAACAACAACCAACACCUUUUGAACACUGGCAUUCACCCUAACAGCACGUACCGGACAGCCCAACAGCAGCAACAACAAUUGCCACAACAACAGUCGCAACAGCAACAGCAGCAACACCAUGUUCAUCAAUAUCAACAAUCGCAGCAGCCGCAACACCAGCGUCAGCAACACCACCCACAGCAGCAUCAACAACAGCCAAUGGUUGGUGGCUCUGGAAGGAAUUCUCGCCGGAUGUAG
Messenger RNA from Linnemannia hyalina, 1458 nucleotides. The record is from the annotation of a GenBank genome assembly. Lineage: Eukaryota; Fungi; Mortierellomycota; Mortierellomycetes; Mortierellales; Mortierellaceae.